AUGCUCCCUUUAGCAAUACUUCUUGGAAUAGUGAUACAAUGCUGGAGCUUUCCUCUACAGAAUUCCUCCACAGUUGAUGGAGCAAAAAUGAGGGCAAAACGAGGGUAUUCAGAGGAGUCCAUGUAUCCAGAUGAGAUGAAUCCAAUGGACAAGAUACUUAUAGCAAACAAUGGGAUGUCACGUUUUCGGGGCUAUGCCUUUCGUGAAGGUGACAUCGCAGGUUUGGGCGUAAGGAGCGCCAUUUCAUGUCCAAACCAAAACUGUCUCUGGCCAAAAUCAGUGGAUGGAUUUGUUUAUGUUCCAUACAUCAUAUCACCUCUCUAUGAUAAUAUGGACCGGAUCACAAUCGAGGUGGGAAUGCUGGACAUCUCAUCUGCCACGUGUGUGAAAUUUGUGCCGCGCACACACCAAGCUGACUUUGUCGAUAUCCAGCCUAAAUUUGGGUGCUGGUCAUUCUUGGGCAGGGUGGGAGGACCACAGCCCCUCUCACUGCAGACUCCAGGGUGCAUGUGGUCAGGAGUGGCAUCUCAUGAGCUCAUGCAUGUGCUCGGAUUCGUUCAUGAGCAGUCGCGCUCUGAUCGUGACCGUUACGUCACCAUCCUGUGGGAAAAUAUCAUCGAGGGUCAAAAGCACAACUUUAAAAAGUACGAGACAAACAACUUAAACACCGUGUAUGACUAUGACUCUGUGAUGCACUAUGGGAGAUAUGCUUUCUCAGAAGAUGGAUUACCAACUAUAAUCCCUAAACUUGAUCCGAACAUUCCUAUAGGCCAGCGUGAUGGACCAAGCCCACUGGAUAUUCACAAAAUAAAUCUGCUGUACAACUGUGGUGGCCGAGUCUGAACAGAAGCUCUGGAAUAAAUC
This is a messenger RNA of Clarias gariepinus (North African catfish), 864 nucleotides long. It is a transcript of the gene he2, whose product is annotated as high choriolytic enzyme 2-like 1. Gene Ontology annotation, molecular function: zinc ion binding; metalloendopeptidase activity. The transcript is spliced from 9 exons. The record is from RefSeq and is a predicted model, not a curated record. Gene Ontology annotation, biological process: proteolysis. Bases 1 to 843 code for a protein of 280 amino acids. NCBI's taxonomy places the organism in Eukaryota, Metazoa, Chordata, Actinopteri, Siluriformes, Clariidae.